Molecule: messenger RNA, 4833 nt
Organism: Closterium sp. NIES-65
Lineage: Eukaryota; Viridiplantae; Streptophyta; Zygnematophyceae; Desmidiales; Closteriaceae
Source: the annotation of a GenBank genome assembly
AUGCAGUUGAGCAGAAUCUCUCCCGCUUUCCAUCACCCCGCCCCAUUCCCCCGUUUUCCAUCACCCCGCCCCAUUCUCCCGCUUUCCAUCACCCCGCCCUAUUCUCCCGCUUUCCAUCACCCGGCCCCAUUCUCCCUCUUUCCAUCACCCCCUUUCCAUCACCCCGCCCCAUUCUCCCGCUUUCCAUCACUCCACCCCAUUCUCCCGCUUUCCAUCACCCCGCCCCAUUCUCCCGAUUUCCAUCACCCUGCCCCAUUCUCCCGCUUCCCAUCACCCCGGCCCAUUCUCCCGCUUUCCAUCACCCCGCCCCAUUCUCCCGCUUUCCAUCACCCCGCCCCAUUCUCCCUCCUUCCAUCACCCCGCCUCAUUCUCCCGCUUUCCAUCACCCCGCCCCAUUCUCCCGCUUUCCAUCACCCCGCCGCAUUCUCCCGCUUUCUAUCACCCAGCCACAUUCUCCCACUUUCCAUCAGCCCGCCCCAUUCUCCCUCCUUCCAUCGCCCUGCCCCAUUCUCCCUCCUUCCAUCAUCCCGCCCCAUUCUCCCUCGUUCCAUCACCUCGCCCCAUUUUCCCGCUUUCUAUCAGCCCGCCCCAUUCCACCGCUUUCCAUCACCCCGCCCCAUUCUCCAGCUUUCCAUAACCCGCCCCAUUCUCCCGCUUUCCAUCACCCCGCCCCAUUCUCCCGCUUUCCAUCACCCCACCCCAUUCUCCCGCUUUCCAUCACCCCACCCCAUAUUCCCGCUUUCCAUCACCCCGCCCCAUUCUCCAGCUUUCCAUCAGCCGCCCCAUUCUCCCGCUUUCCAUCACCCCGCCUCAUUCUCCCGAUUCCCAUCAACCCGCCCCAUUCUCCCGCUUUCUAUCACCCGUCCCCAUUCUCCCUCCUUCCAUCACCCCGCCCCAUUCUCCCGCUUUCCAUCACCCCGCCCCAUUCUACCACUUUCCAUCACCUCGCCCCUUUCUCCCGGUUUCCAUCACCCUGCCCCAUUCUCCCGCUUUCCAUCAACCUGCCCCAUUCUCCUGCUUUCCAUCACCCUGCCCGAUUCUCCCUUCUUCCCAUCACCCCACCCCAUUCUCCCGCUUUCCAUCACCCCGCCCCAUUCUCGUGCUCUCCAUCACCCCGCACCAUUCUCCUGCUUUCCAUCACCCCUCCCCAUUCUCCUGCUUUCCAUCACCCUGCCCCAUUCUCCCUCCUUCCAUGACCCCGCCCCAUUCUCCCUCCAUCCAUCACCCCGCCCUAUUCUCCCAAUUUCCAUCACCCCACCCCAUUCUCCCGCUUUCCAUCACCCCGCCUUAUUCUCCCGCUUUCCAUCACCUCGCCCCAUUCUCCCGCUUUCCAUCACCCCGCCCCAUUCUCCGCUUUCCAUCACACGCCCAUUCUCCCACUUUCCAUCACCCCGCACCAUUCUCCCGCUUUUCAUUACCCCGCCCCAUUUUCCCGCUUCCCAUCAUCUCGCCCCAUUCUCCCGCUUUCCAUCACCCUGCCCCAUUCUCCCUCCUUCCAUCACCCCACCCCAUUCUCCCGCUUUCCAUCACCUCGCCCCAUUCUCCCGCUUUCCAUCUCCCCGCCCCAUUCUCCCGCUUUCCAUCACCCCGCCCCAUUCUCCUGCUUUCCAUCACCUGCCCCAUUCUCCCGCUUUCCAUCACCCCACCCCAGUCUCCCGCUUUCCAUCACCCCGCCCUAUUCUCCCGCUUUCCAUCACCCCGCCCCAUUCUCCCGCUUUCCAUCACCCCACCCCAUUCUCCCGCUUUUCAUCACCCCGCCCCAUUCUCCCGCUUUCCUUCACCCCUCCCCAUUCUCCCGCUUUCCAUCACCCCGCCCCAUUCUCCCACUUUCUAUCACCCCACCCCAUUCUCCCGCUUUCCAUCACCCCGACCCAUUCUCCCACUUUCCAUCACCCCGCCCAAUUCUCUCGAUUUCCGUCACCCUGCCCCAUUCUCCCUCUUUCCGUCACCCCGCCCCAUUCUCCCGCUUUCCAUCAUCCAGCCCCAUUCCCCCGCUUUUCAUCACCCCGCCCCAUUCUCCCUCCUUCCAUCACCCCGCCCCAUUCUACCACUUUCCAUCACCCCGCCACAUUCUUCCACUUUCCAUCACCCCGCCCCAUUCUCCCUCCUUCCAUCACCUCGCCCCAUUCUCCCGCAUUCCAUCACCCCGCCCCAUUCUCCCGCAUUCCAUCACCCCGCCCCAUUCUCCCGAUUUCUAUCACCCUGCCCCAUUCUCCCGCUUUCCAUCACCCCACCCCAUUCUUCCGCAUUCCAUCACCCGCCCCAUUCUCCCGCUUUACAUCACCUCCCCCCAUUCUCCCGCUUUCCAUCACCCCGCCCCAUUCUCCCGGUUUCCAUCACCCCGCCCCCUUCUCCCUCCUUCCAUCACCCCGCCCCAUUCUCCCUCCUUCCAUCACCCCGCCCCUUUCUCCCGCUUUCCAUCAGCCCGCCCCAUUCUCCCGCUUUCCAUCACCCCGCCCCAUUCUCCCGCGUUCCAUCUCCCCGCCCCGUUCUCCCGCUUUCCAUAACCCCGCCCCAUUCUCCCGCUUUCCAUCACCCCGCCCCAUUCUCCCGCUUCCCAUAAUCCCGCCCCAUUCCGCUCCUUUCCGUCACCCCUCCCCAUUCUCCCUUCUUCCAUCACCCAGCCCCAUUCUCCCGCUCUCCAUCACCCCGCCCCAUUCUCCCGCUUUCCAUCACCUCGCCCCAUUCUCACGCUUUCCAUCACCCCGCCCCAUUCACCUGCUUUCCAUCACCCCGCCCCAUUCUCCCGCUCUCCAUCACCCCGCCCCAUUCUCCGCUUUCCAUCACACGCCCAUUCUCCCGCUUUCCAUCACCCCGCACCAUUCUCCCGCUUUUCAUUACCCCGCCCCAUUUUCCCGCUUCCCAUCAUCUCGCCCCAUUCUCCCGCUUUCCAUCACCCUGCCCCAUUCUCCCUCCUUCCAUCACCCCACCCCAUUCUCCCGCUUUCCAUCACCUCGCCCCAUUCUCCCGCUUUCCAUCUCCCCGCCCCAUUCUCCCGCUUUCCAUCACCCCGCCCCAUUCUCCUGCUUUCCAUCACCUGCCCCAUUCUCCCGCUUUCCAUCACCCCACCCCAGUCUCCCGCUUUCCAUCACCCCGCCCUAUUCUCCCGCUUUCCAUCACCCCGCCCCAUUCUCCCGCUUUCCAUCACCCCACCCCAUUCUCCCGCUUUUCAUCACCCCGCCCCAUUCUCCCGCUUUCCUUCACCCCUCCCCAUUCUCCCGCUUUCCAUCACCCCGCCCCAUUCUCCCACUUUCUAUCACCCCACCCCAUUCUCCCGCUUUCCAUCACCCCGACCCAUUCUCCCACUUUCCAUCACCCCGCCCAAUUCUCUCGAUUUCCGUCACCCUGCCCCAUUCUCCCUCUUUCCGUCACCCCGCCCCAUUCUCCCGCUUUCCAUCAUCCAGCCCCAUUCCCCCGCUUUUCAUCACCCCGCCCCAUUCUCCCUCCUUCCAUCACCCCGCCCCAUUCUACCACUUUCCAUCACCCCGCCACAUUCUUCCACUUUCCAUCACCCCGCCCCAUUCUCCCUCCUUCCAUCACCUCGCCCCAUUCUCCCGCAUUCCAUCACCCCGCCCCAUUCUCCCGCAUUCCAUCACCCCGCCCCAUUCUCCCGAUUUCCAUCACCCUGCCCCAUUCUCCCGCUUUCCAUCACCCCACCCCAUUCUUCCGCAUUCCAUCACCCGCCCCAUUCUCCCGCUUUACAUCACCUCCCCCCAUUCUCCCGCUUUCCAUCACCCCGCCCCAUUCUCCCGGUUUCCAUCACCCCGCCCCCUUCUCCCUCCUUCCAUCACCCCGCCCCAUUCUCCCUCCUUCCAUCACCCCGCCCCUUUCUCCCGCUUUCCAUCAGCCCGCCCCAUUCUCCCGCUUUCCAUCACCCCGCCCCAUUCUCCCGCCCCCAUUCUCCCGCUCUCCAUCACCCCGCCCCAUUCUCCCGCUUUCCAUCACCUCGCCCCAUUCUCACGCUUUCCAUCACCCCGCCCCAUUCACCUGCUUUCCAUCACCCCGCCCCAUUCUCCCGCUCUCCAUCACCCCGCCCCAUUCUCCCGCUUUCCAUCACCUCGCCCCAUUCUCACGCUCUCCAUCACCCCGCCCCAUUCACCCGCUUUCCAUCACCCCGCCCCAUUCUCCCGCUUUCCAUCACCCCACCCCACUCCCGCUUUCCAUCACCCCGCCCCAUUCUCCCACUUUCCAUCACCCCGCCCCAUUCUCCCGCUUUCCAUCACUCCACCCCAUUCUCCCGCUUUCCAUCACCCCGCCCCAUUCUCCCGCUUUCCAUCACCCCGCCCCAUUCUCCCUCCUUCCAUCACCCUGCCCCAUUCUCCCGCUUUCCAUCACCCCGCGCCAUUUUCCCUCUUUCCAUCACCCCGCCCCAUUCUCCCGCUUUCCAUCACCCCGCCCCAUUCUCUCGCUUUCCAUCACCCCGGCCCAUUCUCCCUCCUUCCAUCACCCCAACCCAUUCUCCCACUUUCUAUCAGCCCGUCCCAUUAUCCCGCUUUCCAUCACCCCGCCCCUUUCUCCCGCUUUCCAUCACCCCGCCCCAUUCUCCCACUUUCCAUCACCCCGCCCCAUUCUCCCUCCUUCCAUCACCCCGCCUCAUUCUACCUCCUUCCAUCACCCCGCCCCAUGCUCCCGCUUUCCAUCAUCCCGCCCCAUUCUCCCGCUUUUCAUCACCCCGCCCCAUUCUCCCGCUUUCCAUCACCCCGCCCCAUUCUCCCGCUUUCCAUCACCCCGCCCCAUUCUUCCUCCUUCCAUCACCCCGCCCCAUUCUCCCGCUUUCCAUCACCCCGCGGGACAUGUCAUGACGGGAGAAUGAGUUGUCCACGGGGUGUAUGA